AUGAGCUUAAACAAAUAUGAAGCUAGUCGAAUUGAUCAAAUCCCAGUUUUCGAACAGAAUGAGCUUGAGGCAGCUCGCUUGGCUCGUUUGGCAAAUCUCGGUUGGCUCCGGAACCUCCCCGAAAAAUGGGUCCCAUAUGCGGAGUUGAUGCGUUUAGAAAAACCAGUAGGCACGUUUUUGCUCCUCAUUCCCUCCCUUUGGGGAAUCACCAUGGCCGCUUACGGCAUCAUGGCGCCAUUGGCAACCACUGUAUCUGCAAUUGCUCUAUUCUCCGUAGGCGCACUUAUUAUGCGGGGUGCCGGUUGCACAAUCAAUGACAUUCUAGAUAGAAACCUAGACAACAAGGUGGCAAGAACGGUGGAGAGACCUAUUGCCAGCGGGAGAGUCAGUGUGCCACAAGCAGUGGGUUUUUUGGCCGCCCAGUGUUUUGCUGGCUUGGGCGUUCUUCUUUCAUUGCCCUUUGAGUGCUUUUAUUUAGGGGCGUUGUCGCUUCCCUUCGUGUUCACGUACCCACUUUUCAAGCGGUUCACUUACUAUCCACAAGUCAUGAUAUCGAUCACCUUCAGCUGGGGCUGUUUGCUUGGCUUUCCCGCUGUGCUCGCUCCUCUCAAUUUGUUGGUCGCGGCCCCGUUGUUUUUGUCCAAUUUCUUGUGGAGUAUGAUAUACGACUCCAUAUAUGCCCACCAGGAUAAACGUUAUGACAUCAAGGCAGGUAUCAAGUCGACAGCGUUGGCAUGGGGAGAAAACACCAAACCGAUUUUGUACGGCUUAUACGCGCUCCAGGUGUCUUCGUUCUUGACCGCUGGUUUUGUCAAUUCCAUGGGCCCUUUCUUUUAUUUGGGCGCCGCUUGGGGUUUUCAGCGGUUGUUUUCGCAAAUCAAAAAAGUGGACUUGGACACUCCCAGCAGUUGCUGGGCCAUGUUCACGGGAAAUAUAAAAACGGGCUGGAUUUUGUGGUUCGGUAUGUUCAUCGACUAUUUGGUUAAGAUUGGCGGGUUUUUCUGA
Molecule: messenger RNA, 1005 nt
Organism: Metschnikowia bicuspidata var. bicuspidata NRRL YB-4993
Lineage: Eukaryota; Fungi; Ascomycota; Pichiomycetes; Serinales; Metschnikowiaceae
Product: 4-hydroxybenzoate octaprenyltransferase
Exons: 3
Coding region: 1-1005 (334 amino acids)
Biological process (GO): ubiquinone biosynthetic process
Cellular component (GO): mitochondrial inner membrane
Molecular function (GO): 4-hydroxybenzoate polyprenyltransferase activity
Source: RefSeq, a predicted model, not a curated record